AAGGUUUUUCAUUUUCACGUUUUUAUUGAUGCAACAGCAUGGGACCGCGUGGACAGAGUAUAGUUUAUUUGAAUUUAAAUGUUGUAAGUAAUCUGUUCUAAUUAAUUAAAUAAUAAUGUCGCAUAGAUGUGAAAAUAAGAGGGUGGACGAAAUUACUUUUGAAAACACGCCAGUUGAGGUUACUGAAAAUGUGCAGUUAAAAAAUGUUUUAUUAAAACUUGAAUCUUUAUCAAGAGAAAACGAGCAAAAACUGUUCUUGAAAGAAGUUGUUGAAAUAUGCAUACCUAGUAACCAAGAAAAAAUAACUAAUGUGGCAAUCAAAUGUAUUUUACAUAUUUUUAUAAAAUAUAGUUCAAAAAGGUUUAUUAAAAAAUAUCUUCAAGAUAUCAUAAUUCAAAGAGAUAUAGUAGAUAUUAUAGUUACACGUGUAGCAGUGGAGAUUUUAGAAACCUUUAGAAUUGCAAAAAAAUGCAACAUUAAACUUUGUACUGAUUUAUGUAAUUUUGUAUGUAGUAUGCAGUUUACAACAUUCAACUGUGACCCUCUCAUUGAUAUCUUGUAUCCCCUAUAUUUUAAAGUUUACUGUGGAUUCAUAGAUCAAUUUAGGCCAGAUCGUACAUGUAUUUCCAAUCAAUCUGAAGAGCUAUUAACUUUAGUAAAUAUUGUUUUAAAACAGAUUCUAAUAGUGUUUGGUAAAAAUAUUCCAUAUUUGGAAACUAUAAAAGGAAGUUUUACUCUGAAUCUUAUUUUUUUAUCUCACACUUGUCUUAAAGAAGAAAGAAUUGGGUUUGAUGUAAAAACAAAGGCAGGAUUAAUUUUAGCAAAUGCAUUUAAUAUAACUCCAGAAGUGUAUUUGAAAAAAAUUAAACAUAAGCAAUGUGGUACGAUAGACCUCAUAGAAGAUUAUAAUAAAACCAAAAAAAUUAUUUUAUAUGGACAUGAUUUGACAGUUUUUAGUGAAAAUGAACAAAAAAUUAUUCUUUAUUCGUCAAUUAUAAAUGUAGUAUCGAAAGAAACGCUCUAUAAAAUGGAAGUUAAUGGAAAAAUUUUAAUAUGUGUUUUAUAUGAUGCACUCAUAGAGCAUGCUAAAAGAUGCACUAGUAUUUCCAAUUUAAUUAUUGAAAUAAGUAAAAAUCUGGUAAAUCUCAGUAAGCAAAUGAAAGAACUUCAUUUACUCCUCAUGCAGCCACGUUUUAUACAAGGCAUAAUAUUUGCUUGGUCACAUAUUGACCAUUUUGUAGAUGCUGUGAAACUUUACUCGAAAGCAUUUUUUGUAGAAUUGGUCAGUAUAGCUGCCGAUCAUCAAAAUAAAGGAUCUAAUGUUCUUUGUGAAAUAUUGAUGGAGAAUGUCAAACGAUUUGGUAGUAAACAAACAAUAAGGUUCAUUGCAUUGGAAUCUGUAGCUACAAAAAUAAGCUGCACAUAUUUGUUGGAACACUGUACAAAACUUGGUGAUGAGCUGUUGAAAGUCACUUCCGAUCCAAGUAUUUCAGAUGAGGCAGCUAAAGCUUACAUAACUAUAAUGGAGAAACAUUAUUCAGAAGUUGAUAACAACACCUGGAUGGAAACUUGGAUAACUCCACCAGCUACAUUGCUGACAAUGUGUGUACAUUGUGCAAAUAUAUGUGAAAACAUUAUUACAAAAGGUUUUCAGUUGCAUCCUGAAAUUUUACGUAAAAUAUUUCCUAAAAAUUACAUUGGAAAUCUUCAAGAGUGUGAAGUAUUAUUGAAAUGUCUUCGGACUGCUCGUCAAAAUAGUUUAGAGCUUGUAAUUGAAAGUCCGGAAAAUUAUAAUUUGUACUGGAGAGGUCUUAUAGAUAAAGAUAAAUUGGAAAGUUUCAUGAUACAUCAAGAGGAUGAGAUUCGAAUUACAGUAUUAGCGGUAAUAAUAGAAACCCAAAAGUCUACAGAAUUAUUUUUAAACUGGGAAUUAGAUUAUUUAAUAAAAUAUAUUCAUUACAAUAUAACCACACAAAUACCACAUAUCAGAAGACAAAUAAUUUCUUAUUACAAGAAAGCUUUAACAAGAUUCAACGCCGGAUUUGCCGUAUUAAGCAGAAAUCUUGGAAAUUUAGAAAAAAGAUUAGAGAUGGGUCAUAGGACACCGGAAGUAUUGAACACCAUAACGAUUUAUAGAGAAUUAAUUGACACUUAUAAAAAGUUCUUAGAUAUUUUUACAAAAUAUUUAAUUUCUAAUUUAACUUUUGAUUCUAAUUAUCCAAGAAGGGCCGUCAGUUUAGAAUUAUUAAUAACGAUUCAAAUAAAUCUCACUGCUGAUAAAUGGCAAUCGUUGUGGACGGAAGAUGACAUUAAAAAUUGUCAUAGCAUUUUAUUUGAUUCCUAUGAAUCGAAUAAAAAAAUGGCAGCAAUACUCUUAAAGAAGCUACCAAUAAGUGCUAUUGGAUUUACCAAUGUCGAUUUCACCUUCAAUUACAUGCAGCGAUGUUUUGAAUUCGCUUUAGCACUUAAACCGUCGAAAACUCUAUCGGCAGCUUACCUGUUACAAGUCUGUGCAACGUCGCCUUUCUUUUUCGAUAUAGUACAGACUGAAAACGAACGCAGAUACGACGAUAAUCCAAUAUUAGAGAUGUUGUUUGUGUUGACUGAUAAAUUAAUUCUGCAGAUUAGCACAAAUGCCGAUGUAAUCAACACGAGAGUCUCGAGUUAUGGAUUGCUUCUAAGUAUUCGACACAUCUUACAGACAAGAGAUAUGACGAAAAACAACAAAGAAUUUGCCGAUCUGUUCGAUAAUCUCGCCACGAUAUGUAUGAACUUAAAGGACUACGUAAUGCCGAUAGUUUGUAAUCCGUCUCCAGAAGGAUACUUACCAGAAGCUAGCGAAAUAAUAAAUGAAUCUGAUGAAUCCGUUAAAGCCCAAUCGGUUUUGGUUUAUGCAUGGAGGACAAUGAAAGAGAUGACACUUCUUCUAGCAGAAAUAAUACGACAGUCGAUCAAAUUCGAAGGGCAACUUACGAUGUUACCUGUCGACGUAAUCAUAAAGGUUGGAGAAUUUUUCCUUGACGUGUUCAUAGCUACAAAACAUAAAGGAGUUUUUGAACAAGCCUUCGUCGGAUUUAGUCAUAUUUGCGAUUCAUUGUGGGCGUCUUCUAAUUCUACAUUAAAUUGUCUUCCAAAGAAGUGGCUUGAAGAUACUUUAUUGCUUUGUACAGGAGAAACACCAUCUGAUAAAUUAUGUGCGACAAGAAGAAGUGCAGGACUUCCAUUUUUAAUUCUGGCGUUAAUUACUUCAGAACCAAUAAUCGAUAAAACUAGAUUUCACCAUUUCGUCAAAGGAUUAAUAAAAGUAACUAAUAAUCACGAAGAAUCUAAUAUCGAAUACAGGACACAUUGUAUGAACGUCUUAAGAGCUCUAUUCAGACAUACCAAACUAGGAGAAUUGGUGAUGGCAUAUAUUGCCGAAGUUGUCAUAGUUGCCAUUUCAGGUUUUCAGAGCGAUGCUUGGGGUGUAAGAAAUGCAGCAACAUUACUUUACGCUACACUGAUGACAAGAAUUUUUGGUGUCCUAAGAACUUCAGAUGGUGAAGAAAUAUCAGAAAAAAAUAAAUUGACAGUAAGAGUAUUCUUCAUGAGAUUUCCAGCUCUUUUCCAUUUUAUUUUGGAAACUCUGACAAUAGAAUGUACAAAAAAUGAUAGUUUGUUGUUACAUCCAGUGUUAUUGAUUUUAGGCCGGUUGUUUCCAUCGCAAUUUGAUGAUUUUAAUACUCAGAUGGAACAAUAUGUACCACAUUUGAUUACAUGCCUGACAAACUCGGUCUAUCAAACUAGAGAUUUAGCAGCCUGGGCAACUAUAUCAUUCAUAUCAGCUGAUAGAACUGCUAAUCAUCUAAAUGCAAUGUUUGAUAAAUUGAGUGAACCGAAUGUAAUUGACAAUGAAGUGCAUGGUUGUCUUCUACAAGUUCUGUAUAUUAUCAAAUAUAAUUGUGAAGUGACUGAUUUACCUAUAAGUGAAUACCUUCAAAAAACUAUGAAAAUAUUAAAAUUAGUUGGAACAUCAUAUAGUCACUUAACGGCUUCCACGUAUAUGGAACUCAUCAUGGUUAUACUUAAAAAAUAUACGAAUUACGAAGACUUGGAAAUGUUGAAGAAUAUUGUCAGAAUUCUCUCGAAGCAGAUCACAUCGAAAGUAGUACCCAUAACGGCGAAGGGUAGAUAUUAUCAAAGGAGGAUGUCAUUACUUCUAUACAUUGUUAUAAACAAAUUUGAAGAAACUUCAUUGACGUAUUCAACAGCCAUCAAUCAAAUACUUUGUCAAAUUUAUGGAAGAGAUUUAGUAAUGAAAAUAUACAGUCUUAAUUUAUUUAUAUAUUUAAAUCAAUUACAAUCAGGUUUUAAGCACGCACUGUACCAAACAGAUGAAUUGCAGAUACCUAAAGAAAUCAUCGAACUGUGCGACAGCUUCGGCCGCCCAGCAGUGAUCAAACUUUUAACCCAAAGUCAUCAGUACGUGAAAUAUUUUUUAAAGGAAGAAAUAAAACACCAGCAUUAUGUAAGAGACGAAGAAAAAGUCCUUUUAUUUUUACUUCUUAAUUAUUAUCCUUGCGUCAUUCGGCGUUUGCAUUUGAGUAAUCAGGAAACGUUGAAUAUGUUCACGAGACUGUGCAACACCGAUAACGAAGAAUUAGUGAGCGCAGUGAUUACAUGCAUGAGUACGCUUCUAUUACAUUUAGACUACAGGGUGUUGAAAUAUGAAUCGUUGAUGCAGGUUUUGAUAGAAAGUGCUUCACCAGCUGCGAGUGAUUACAGAAGACUGGCUGUUUGUGAUUUUUUGUCUAAGAACUAUAUUUUAUAUUGCAACGAAGACAAUAUUCUGGACGGUGAUGAUCUCCAAAUGAUGUUGAGUAUAGUAAUGGUUUUAUUAGAGGAUGAUGAGCUGAUAGUCCGAAAUGCAAUGAGCGAAUUUGCUACAUGUCUAAAAGACAAAUUGUCUCGUAGUAGUGGUGCUACCAAACAAACAAAAUCUGGUCAAAGAUGGGCGGUAAUACCAGAAAAGGCUAGAGAAGAUCUACUAACGUUAAGUUCCUUAAUACUUCCCAGAGAGAGGGCGAUAUGUUUUUUGUUUGGUUGGUCGUGUCGCUAUUUCCCCGAUCCUCUGGAUAACGAGACAUCUGAGGUACAGCUAUUUGAAAGGGGAGAACUGAAUACGUACGCAGAAAAUAACCCAUUCAUGGAAUACUGCAUUGUAGUUAUUAAUAGACUCCUAUGGAAUCUCGAAGACGGACUCUCCUACGAAGACAAGUCAAUAUUCAUAGAAGAACACACCCUACUGAUAACUACGAUUCUUCUAGAUGCCCUUACAAAAUAUCCAUCUCCGAUGAUGUUGUACAAAACCAAAUUAUCUGUGAUAUGUGCUUUAAAAUCCGCCAUUAAGUUUCUAGAACGGUUCGAUGUAAAUACAAAUUUUUUAGAUGAAUUUAGGACGUACAUGAACGAUACCAUAUUUGAGUAUUUAACUAAACACGUUGUACACAACGAUUUGUUCAGUGUUAAAUGGGUUUUGAAGAGAAUUUAUGACCCUGUUUUGAAAACUAAUGUUUAAGUCUUCAAACAAACAAACCAGAUAUUGACCUUUAAUGUGAUUAUUUCAUUUUAUGGGUCCAAAAAGUUUUUAUUUAUAACCAUUUAAUCAAAAUUAUUGGCAAAAACUCAGUUAUUUCUGUUUGCUCUUGUAUUCAUAUUUAUUUUUGAAAAUUAACUGAUUAAAAAAAUGUUUCACAAAAAAAUUAUGUAUCAAAAACUGGUACAUAUAUCCGCUUCUAAUUCAAUCAUUAAUAUUGGUCAAUCCUGGUCUACCGAUUUUAUUAAAAAGUUGUAUAAAUUUCACGUUUUAAAUAUGUUGUGCAAAAUUGAGUGACUAAAACAAUUAUUUAAAUACAAAGUUGAUCAUGAAUGGAAUAAAAAUAAUAAUUUGAACGUUUGUUGGAACAGCGAAGCCUUAUCUCUAUUUUUAUUUAUACUUUUGACGUGGAUUAUAUACUUUUUUAAGGAAAUUUAUAUUUUAUAUUCACAUUACAACCUCUCUAAUCCGAACAGACUGGUGAAAAAACAAAAAUUAUAUAAUUUCUUGUUAUUCGUGAAAUAGAAUAUUAACAAAAAAAUUAAGGUGUAAAAACAAUCACUCACUAACACUCCCUUUUAGUUUGGCAAAGAAAAUUAUAAGCUUGUUAAUUAAGAACAUUCCUUUAUAUUAUUUUAAACCUCACGUUGUCAAAUGCUUUUAUGUAGUACUUCUCACUCAUUCUUCACUGGAUUGACUAUCAUUGUCUUCAAGUUUUCUGUGGAUUAUAAUAUCAUUGGUUCCAACACCCAAAUGUCCGUUCUUUCAUUAUUUUGAAUCUUUUAGUCAAACUUUAUACCUGGAUUGUAAUUUCUACUACUUAUUCGACUUUUUUGAUAUCAAUAACAACUCAUUAUUUAUCACCGGAAUCCUUUAGUCGAACUUUCUACCUAUAUUGUAGUUUCUAGUACUUACUCGACUUCCACAACUAUUUUACUUAAUCUAGUUAUUAGAAUACCAUCUUUAUGGUAUAUUAACUUUUUAAUAUUUUCUGGAGUGCAAAUCCUAUUUUUGCAAGAAUUUCCAAAAAAAUUGCAACAUAUUGAUUUAUACUUUCUAGUAGUUGAGUAAUGGGGUCUUUAGAUUCAACCACAUUUUGAACCAGAAUUUUUGUGGUGAAAUUCUUGUAAUAUUUGUUGUUACAUUGGCUUUAAAUAUUUAGGAAAAAACAAUAAAGAAAAUUUGUCAUAAUCUCUGGUUAACUCUGAUGUCUUAAAUCAUUGUCCAAUAUUAAAAGUACUUUUGGACGCAGAUUAUGUUAUUUCAGUUUCCUCUCAAAUUCACCAUGGUAGCACAAAGGAAAUAUAUCUGUUAUGACCAAAGCUUUCUUUUUUCUAAUAUACAAAACUGACUAACAGCAACAAUUCCAGUGGCAUUGGAAUAGGUUAUGUUAACUUUAAUGACUGGGACUAAUUUUUCCCCAAGAUGGGCCUAUCUUCUACUUGGCAAUACUUUCUAUGAGUCCACUAGUGUUUUUCAAUCUCUGGGUCGCGUCCCCCCUUAGUCGGGGAGUCGCCGACUGAAAGAAAAAGGCAAGGAACACAAUUUUAGUGAGAAGAAUGGACUUGUUUAUUUUUCAAAAGUUUAUCAAAUCGUGAUGUUAUUUUUGAAAUGUUAAUAAUCAAAUCAUUUUCUAAUUGCAGUCUAUUUCUCUUUUUAGUCUUAAUGUUUACCAUUGCAGAAAACGUCAGUUGACACAAGUAUGAAGUGGCGAAUGGCACUAAUAAUUUUAGAGCUCUCCUUGCUAGCUCUGAAUAUUCGUGUUUUAUUUUCAUCCAAAACACGUCGACAUUUUGGGAAUAAAAUUUCAUUUUAAGCAUGCCAUCAGCAGCUAAAUCUAGAAGAGUUUCUUUGAUAUUUGUGGUGACAUCAGCCAGAUCUAUUGACUUGUCCAAAAAAGGGUUUAAAAUUCAUCUACGCCCAUUGUCAGCUUCAGAGUGCAAGUAUUUCAAAAGUUUCUCUUGUAAGUUAUGCAAGUUCUGUAUCAGGCAAGGAAUGUGAGCUCUUACUACAAGACUUUUGUUUUGAUGCGUUAUCUUCAAUUAUCUUCUGAACACAUGGAAAAGACUCAAAUAUAUUGUUUUGCAGAGAGGAUGACCACAAACGAAGUUUUGCGUGAAAUGCUUUGACUUUAUCUUUAGCUGUUCAAAUAUUUUCUUCUAGACCUUGGAGGUGCUUGCUCAAAUUAUUAUGAUGGCUUAAAAGGUCUGCCAAAAAUGCUAAUUUCAUGAGCCAAAUAGUGUCACAAAGACGAUUAGCAUAUUCAGAUUUUGUAUCUUAAGAACAUUAAUAAUUCAGCUCUCAGUUAUAGAACUCUUGUCAAAACCUUUUCCUUUGGAUAACCACCUGGCCUCUGUGUGAUAAAGGAGAUUUUGAUGAAGCAAGCCCAUAUCUUCACAAACGAUUCUAAAUAGCCGGGUUUGCAAGGCUUUACCUUUGAUAGAAUUCACAAUUCUUAUUACCUCUUGAGCACGUCAUUUAAAUCAGAAGGUACUACCUUAGCAGCUAGAGCCUGUCGAUGAAGAAAACAGUGUGCAGGACAUGUUUGGCAUUAUCGAUUCUAAUUUCGCGCAAUCGCUACAAAUAGCGAUACAUUUUUUCCAGUCAAUAUCGUAGUCGCAAGUGUUUUCUAAAAACAUAUUGUACAAACACUGGCCUGAAGUGCUUUACACAAUAAGAUUUCUUCCAUGAUACUCUCUGUCUGUUUCAAAGCACACGAAUAUUACACACUGAGCACAAUCUGAAACAUCUGUAGAUUCGUCAAACUGCAUAGCGAAAGGUUGCCUGUACUUUAAUUUUUCGAUUCUUGUUCUUGAAUAUUAUUGGCCAUAUCAUUUAUUCUGCGUGAACUUGUAUUAUCAGAAAGUGGUAUGUUUUUUAACUUGUUUGCCUCCUGCUUAUUGACCAUAAUUUCAACCAUAUCAAGAGCUGCUGGUAAAAUCACAUUUUCGGCAAUUGUAUGUGGUUUCCCUGCUUUAGCAACUCGAUACGCGAAUUUGUAGCUAGCUAAUAAUGCUGACUCAUUGACACUGGAUGCCUGGAAAUAAACAAAACAAUAUAAAAGUGAAUAGUCAAUAAAAAUUAAGCACGCAGAACCUUUGCACACCAAAAUUAAGUUUAAUAAAAAGUUGUAUGGCAACAAUCAUAAAACAGCAACAAUUAGAAAAACUACAACAGCAACAAUUAGGAAAACACUAUUUUAUUACCUGAAUCAUAGUAUUUUGCUGACUAAGAGCUUUCGACUUUCGUUCAAAAAAAUCCAACGGCUUAUCAGCUUCUUUUUGAUGCUUGGUUGUGAGAUGCCCUAUAAGCUUUGACGUUUUCAUACUCUCACGUGAUAAAACAUCGCCGCAAAUUACACAUUGAGGUUUAUGGUUUAUGACUGUGAACCCGUAUUUCAAAUAACUGUCAUCGUAAUGACUAUUUUUUUUUCGGGUUUGAUUCACUACAACCGCUAUUGACACUCGUACCAGCUGUUGAAGGUUGCGAUCUCUUGAGAAACUUAUCAUUUUACAUACGAGCGGAGCGAGCUAAAAAACAAAAGAAUGGCGUCCAUACUUACCUUGUACCUACUUUCAACUCUCGCGAAUUGUAGAGUAGAUCUGAAUAUAAAUAGAUAAAUGUAUCAAAGUAGAAAAAAAUCAUUAACGUAGUCUUUUAAUUAAAUUAUAUUAUUUUUUUUGUCUUUCUAUGACACAAGGGGGUCGCCAGAAUUUUUCAACUUGUAAAGGGGUCGCGAAAUUAAAUAGAUUGAAAAACACUGCACUAAUAUAUAUCUGAGAGUUUUUUUUUUUAAAUGGCAACACAGCAUCAAUCUUAUUAGAAAGUGAUUCCCCAUGUAUACUUAACUAAUGGACACCAAAUUUCUUGAAUGUAUGAAGCUAUCUAGUACUAUCUUGGGAAUUGUUUUUUCUGUAGAAAAGCUUUUUUCUCACAAAACUACUCCCAUUCAUUGUAGUAUAUAUAUAUAUAUAUAUAUAUAUAUAUAUAUAUAUAUAUAUAUAUAUAUAUAUACAUUCCCAACAAAUGGUUAACUAAUGGAUACCAAAUUUCUUGAAUUUUUGUAGUCAUCUAGUACUAUCUUGGGAAUAUUUUUUUCUGUAGAAAAACUUUGCUUUUUCACACAAAAAUAAUCCCAAUGGUUGUAGUGUAUAUAUUUUUUACAUUCCCCACAUCCAGUUAACUAAUGGAUACCAAAUUUCUUGAAUUUUUGUAGUCAUCUAGUACUACCUGGUUCGUUUUUAUCUAUAAUUUUUCUGUAGAAAAUCUUUGUUUUUUCAUACAAAACUACUCCUUAUCAUUGUAGUAUAUAUAUUUUUUACAUUCCUCUCAUAGGGUUAUCUAAUGGAUACCAAACUUUUUGAAUUUUUGAACCCUUCAGUGCCAGCUCGGAAAUCGUUUUUUUUUAUAUGUUUCUGUAGAAAACUUUGAUUUAUCACAUAAAAAUACAACCAGUGAUUAUAGUAUAUAUAUUUUUUACAUUUCCCACAUACGGUUAACUAAUUGAUAUAAAAUUUCUUGAAAUUUUGAAGCCAUCUACUAUUAGCUUGGGAGUCGUUUUGUACUGUUAUAUUUCUAUAGAAAAACUUCUCCUUCUCCCAUUGAUUGUAGACCAUUUAUUUUUUACAUUAUCUUCAGCUUGUUCUUGUAAAAACUAUGUAAAUACACCUGUUGUUACUGAUCCAUUAUGCUAGACCUAUUUCCAAUACCAUAUACUGUUAUAGGUUGGACAAAGUACCAAAAAAAUGUGAUAAUAGACUUUAAAAAAAAGCGAACUCCAUAAAAGAAUACUGUUCUGUAUAAUCAAAUUUGUUUGUAGGAGAAAAAUCUGCAAACAAGUUUGGAUUAAGAGGUUGCACUGUUCUGUUGAGCUGCUGAAACUCGUUUUCUUCUACUUUUUAUUUUACCAGUAUCUAUUCAAGUUUUUUUAUAUUUCUCUUGAUCAAAAAUAUCCACCAAAUUAUUUUUUUGAUCACUUGAUUUGGUUUUUUUAGUGGUCACUUCAUCUGAAUGUCUUAUCUGAUAUUUUCAGUGGUUUGAAUUCAGUUUAUGAUAAAGCUGAUGUCUUUUUUCCGUUAAUUCUUGUAAUUUAUUUAAAAACUCAUUAUUAUUAAAUUUGAGAGAGUAAUUGCUGUAAUAGGAAUAUCUUAAAUUGAGUUCGACAUUUCGAAAUAUCUAAUGAUAAUUUAUUUUAUUUUUCCUAUUUUCUUUUAGAUAUUUCUUACACUGUAGUUUUCAGUUAUAAUCAGAUUUUAUUCCUUUUUAUUAAGGGUUUAUUUUUAUAUAUUUUAUUGUAUCAUUUCCAGUUUUUUUUACCGUAACUUGCUACAAUGCUCCUUCUUAAAAAUCAGCUGGAGUACUAUUCAGAACUUUUUUCACUUACAACAUUUAUUAUCUUUAUUCAACAAAAUUAACUUCUUAAUAAACUCACAGUUUGCUACUGGAGAGUAUUUUAAAUGUUUGUGGGACAUAGUUUGUAUAUUUUUCUGUUUGGAUAUGUUUGAUAUUUUUUUAAAGAUAAACUCUUCGAUUUUAAAAAUAUUAUUUAUUGGAUUAAAUGAAAAUCAAAUAUGAGAUACAAAAAAUUCAACUUUUUAUCUACAUAUUCUGACUUGAAUUAUUGUAAAAACAGCGUCAUGAAAUUAAAAAUGGACAUUAAAUUAAGUAAAAAAAGUGAAGUGUAAAAUAUUUGAUUGUAUGUCGACCAAACUUACUUUUAAGUAUUAUUAAUUCAGUGUUUAUUUCAAUUUCAAACAUUUAAAAUUUAGUGAUCGUUAUUACUUUCGAGCCUUAAGUGUUAUUGAAAGAUUUUUAUCAUCGAUUGUAAUUUUGUUUUUAUUAAGAUAAAUAUACUAUUUUAAUACUAUAAUAA
This is a messenger RNA of Diorhabda carinulata, 11447 nucleotides long. RefSeq names its product thyroid adenoma-associated protein homolog (gene THADA). The record is from RefSeq and is a predicted model, not a curated record. Bases 116 to 5557 code for a protein of 1813 amino acids. Gene Ontology annotation, cellular component: cytosol. The transcript has 21 exons. Gene Ontology annotation, biological process: tRNA methylation. NCBI's taxonomy places the organism in Eukaryota, Metazoa, Arthropoda, Insecta, Coleoptera, Chrysomelidae.